Danaus chrysippus (African queen) is the source of this 846-nucleotide messenger RNA. Lineage: Eukaryota; Metazoa; Arthropoda; Insecta; Lepidoptera; Nymphalidae. The record is from the annotation of a GenBank genome assembly.
AUGUCUAUGGAGGAGGGGGAGCCUGUGGACCUCUACAUAUAUGACCUCACAAAGGGUCUGGCUUCAUUACUGUCACCUGCUAUACUUGGGCGGCAGGUGGAGGGCGUGUGGCACACGGCGGUGGUGGUGUUCGGCCGGGAGUACUUCUACGGAGGCGGCGGCGUCACCAGCUGCGCGCCGGGCAGCACCCAGCUCGGCGCUCCGUGCCAGGUGGAGCGUCUCGGGACCACGUUCGUGCCCUACCCCGUGUUCCAGGAGUACAUCCAGGGGCUCGCUACUAGCUCCUACACAGGCCAGGCGUACCGUCUGCUAGAACACAACUGCAACCACUUCAGCGACGAGGUGGCUCAGUUCGUGUGCGGGGCGCGCGUGCCCAAACACAUCGUGUCUCAGGCCGAGCGGGACCUGCCGCCGCCGCUGAGGCUGGCGCUGCAGGCCGCGCUCGACCACCUCGUGCCCGACGGAGCGCCCGUCUACGGCGGAGUGAGGCACAGCCGACGGGACAGCCCCGACUACCUCACGCUCAACGACCAGAUCGAGGAGGCCAGCGAGUCUUCUAUCAGUGUGUAUCUGACUUCUCACGAGGUGACGACUGUCGGUUGGACACAGAGUGGCGUCCCAGGAGCUGGACGCGAGGAGGAGCACGCUGGCGGAGAAACUGGCAAGGAAGGAGAGGAGGAAGGAGAAGAAGAGGAAGAGACUAAUGGGAGGAGAACAGACGGCGGAGGAGGGGGGAGGAGACUCGGUUCUUUGAUGUUUUCUGGUAUUAAGACUCAGGAUAGCAGCAAGGAUUAUUGUAAUAGUAACAGUAUCCUGCGUAUGGUUAUCGGAGCGAGACUUCUGUAA